Messenger RNA from Penicillium verrucosum, 1140 nucleotides. RefSeq lists its product as uncharacterized. The transcript has a single exon. The coding region runs from base 1 to 1140 and encodes 379 amino acids. The record is from RefSeq and is a predicted model, not a curated record. Lineage: Eukaryota; Fungi; Ascomycota; Eurotiomycetes; Eurotiales; Aspergillaceae.
AUGGUCCAAUUCAGUCUUUACGGAAAGCCUCUCUUCCCUGUUCUUGUCCUUGCUCUUUCAACCUGUGCCGCGGCCGUUGUUGAUAAGUGGACCCCAGAAGGCUUCAACUGGAGUGCCCUAGACACCGGCACACGGGAAAGCUGGAAGGGUCUCUAUCUGAACCAUAACAACACUGAGGCACACGUUCGCGAGCUAACGGCGAUCACCGACGUCGACGUGAGAACAACGGAGGAUGGUGUUACUCUGUUGGUGGCCCCUUGGGCGAUCGGUCUGGCAUGGCAUGCCUUCAACCUCGUUCUCACUGGCGCCGGCCUGGCAAGCACGAUCAAGACAUGCGCGCAAAACGAAGGCCAGGCUGACAACAUAUUCUUCUGCGUCACCGGUCUGGUCAGCACCAUCAUCGGCGUGGGGGGUGAAGUGUCUGCCGCGAAGAAAUUCGCCGAGUCCAAGGGAUACCUGGGCGUUGCUGCGAACGCCUGGAUGCAGUCGGGCUUCGAACGGAUUGACCUGACCGAAUUCGCGCGGGACCUGGACAGUCUGCCCGCCACACAUAUGACUUCGCAAAAGGCCCAUAACCACUUCGUCCACAAUGCGUUGCGCAGCCUGUCAACGGAUGAAGUUGAUUUUGUCGGGUACGCGCCUGAUUCUCACAAGCUAGCCCGGCGUGACUCCAGCGUUCAUCCCUAUGCGCCGAUGUUCCGCUUCAACCACCACAAGUAUGGUCCCAUGGAGCUCACCUCGCGAGACAUGGGGCAGACGGGGGUGCACUUUACCAUUUCGUACGCGGGCCACCCUACCCACCACGCGACCCAUGCGAAGCGCGAGGAGUUUUACAAACAUGAGCGGCUCGACGAACACCUGAUGGAGGGGCGGUUUGACACGAGCGCCUCGCUCGCCGAUUCUGGUGACAUUUCCUUCGAUGGGGCCGAGGCUUUUGGUCAGAUCGAGAAGCAGGUCGAGUGUUUUGCAGGAACAGAGUGGAAUGAGGGUAACGUGCUUUCCGUCCAGAUGUUUGAUAACGCCAACCAUGCUACGUUCGGGUAUGCUUCGAUUGGUAUUUUCCCAGACAACAGUGUCGACUCGGGACUUCAGGACUUUGAGCCCCAAGGAAUGCCGUUGACUGGUGGGCAGGAUUGUUAA